UAUACACAGAUUCACCGGUUGUGCCUCUCUAUACAUAUAUAAUUUGAGUUCAAGUUUGCAGUUUGUUCAAUACUUGAUAGAUAUUCAGACAAGAUGAUUGGUGUAUUGUUGUUUUGUGUUAUAAUGUGCCUCUGCGCAAUGUGGGCGUGGCUUGUGUUCGUUGUGAAUGGGAAACAUAAACUGCCCCCUUUCUAUCCUGGGCACCUACCCAUUAUUGGACAUUUGCACCUGCUUAUAGGUGAUGGAGUUUACUUAUGGAAUUUUGCAAAAUCAGUUGCCAUGAAAGCCAUGGAAAAAGGCGGCGUUCUUGUUUUGCUUUUGGGAUACCGAAUAUAUUACGCUAUCACAGAUCCUGAAGACGCGUUGACGGCCGCUAAUGCCUGUCUACAGAAGCAUUUUACUUACGAUUAUGCCAAACCUUGGCUGGGAGAAGGAUUGAUCACAUCUUCAGGUGAAAUAUGGAAACGUCAUCGAAAGCUGUUGACUCCAGCGUUCAGCCUUCCAGUGAUGUACAGCUUCCUAGGAGUAUUUAACAGCCAAUCACGAAUGCUGGUUGACAAUUUAAAAGCUAAAGUUGGAAAAGGAAAAUUUGAUCACACUGAUUAUUUAAGGAACAACGCUUUGCAGACUUUUUGUUUAACAGCAUUUGGUUUCUCGAACGGUUUCGAAGACAAACAAUUCAUUCAGAAAUACAUGCUUGCGGUGGACGAGAUCUUGAAUAUAGUGACUCGAAGAUUCCAGAAAUUUUGGUUGCAAAGUCAACUAAUAUUCAAGCUGUGUGGCUAUCAGAAACGCCUGGAUGAAGUGGUGAAGAUCGUCAAUGACAUGUCUGAUAAGGUUAUACAAAUGAAGAAAGCAGCGAGACUCAACGGUACAGAUUAUACUUCAGAUACAAAAUACAAGCCAUUCCUGGAUCUUCUAUUGGAGUUAUCGGACGAUAACGCAUUAUCUGACAAGGAGAUUCGAGAGGAGGUGGACACUGCGAUCGUGACCGGCUUCGACACAACUUCAAGCUUACUAAGUUACAUCAUGAUACUGCUGGGAACCCAUCCUGAAAUCCAGGAGAAGAUCUACCAAGAGAUCAAACAAGUCUUUCCAACGGAUAGGGACGUCGAUAAGGAAGAUCUCCAAAAGUUGGUGUAUACAGAAGCAGUGAUCAAAGAGAGUCUGCGAGUCUUCACCACUGGGCCGGUCACCUUGAGAUACGUUGAAAAGGAUGUCAAACUCAAAAACUACACGAUGCGCGCAGGCAGUCAAUGUAUCAUCUUGUUGUUUGGAGCCCACCGGGACCCCGUUUGGGGUAAAGAUGUUGAGCAGUUCCGACCAGAGAGAUGGCUGAACCCCGACACGCCUGUCAAUCCUGGUGCCUUCAUCGGAUUCAGCUUGGGCAAACGAUCCUGUUUAGGUAGAACAUACGCGAUGAUCUCCAUGAAGACGACGCUAGUACAUUUCCUGAGAACUUUCAAGGUGUCAGCCGACGACAGCAACCUAAAACUUAAGGUCGAUUUUCUUUUGAAACCUGUUUCUGGACAUGAAAUCACUAUUGAGGAAAGAACGUGAACCGAAUAAGUAUAGGUACUGACUUUAUUUUUAAAGUGACACUAUGUUUUUUUACGUUAGACGGGUCGACGUAUAUGUACUAUGUACUUUAUAAAUUUAAAAGUAAAUAAUAGAUUUAGACAGAUCUAUACUAAUUGGUACCUAGAUCUACAAAUCUAGACAUGUUUACGUUGCCAAUGUCAAUAAGGUUAUAGGUAGUGUGAUUUGGAAAAAAAGAUUUAAUACAUAGUUUGUUUGUUAGUACAUUAACACAAAUCUAAUGGUUGCUUGUAAAAUGCUUUCCUUAGAAAACUUACUCUUCACGGAAAACACACUUGAGGUACUUUUUGAAUAGGAAAUAAAUGUUGUUUGUUUCUUAAACUAGAUCUACUAAACUAGGUUUCGGAGCUAUUUUAGACCUUGUAUAAUCCUUAUAC
Messenger RNA from Spodoptera frugiperda (fall armyworm), 1976 nucleotides. Its product is annotated as cytochrome P450 4C1-like. Gene Ontology annotation, molecular function: monooxygenase activity; heme binding; iron ion binding. Bases 94 to 1560 code for a protein of 488 amino acids. The transcript has 10 exons. Lineage: Eukaryota; Metazoa; Arthropoda; Insecta; Lepidoptera; Noctuidae. The record is from RefSeq and is a predicted model, not a curated record.